AGAAUUCACAGAAGAGAUAAGCAUGGUGAUACUCUAAUACUGCAGCCCCCUAUUGAAGAUGAUUGAAGUUGCCAUACAUGCAAACCCUUCUUCAUUCUCUUCGCUCCCAUUAUCUCUUUCUACUGCAACCACUAAGAAUCUGAUAAGCAAGACAAGGAGAAUUAAAGCAGCAGCAGACACUUAUAAGAUUCCUGCUACUGUUUCUGCGUCCGCUGGGUCUUUUAAUCAAACAGAUGGUGGGCAUUUUUUUCGUGCACCUAAAAUCAGCGAGAAAAGCACUUUCAAGAAAAGGGUAUUUUUCUUGGAUGUUAAUCCACUUUGUUAUGAUGGAAGUACGCCCAGUUUACACUCUUUUGCUUACUGGGUCUCUCUGUUUUUUUCUCAAGUUAGCCUCGCUGACCCUGUUAUUGCUGUUUUUGACGGAGAAGGGGGUAAUGAGCAUAGAAGAAAGUUGUUGCCUUCAUAUAAAGCACAUAGGAGAAAAUUUGUGUUCAAAUUCUCUAAAGAUCAUGUUUCAAGGUCUCAACUUGUGAUGGAUCUUCUUACCAAGUGCAAUGUCCCAGUUGUAAAAGUACUAGGGCAUGAAGCAGAUGAUGUUGUGGCUACACUUGUUGGACAAGUUUUACAAAGAGGAUACAAGGUGGUUGUUGCUUCUCCAGAUAAGGAUUUCAAGCAAUUGGUUUCUGAAGAUGUCCAAAUUGUUCUGCCUGUUACGGAGCUAAAACGAUGGUCUUUCUACACCAUAAAGCACUAUAUUGCUCAAUACAAUUGUGACCCAAAUUGUGAUUUGAGUUUUAGAUGUAUUAUGGGUGAUGAGGUUGAUGGUGUUCCUGGUAUACAAACCGUGGCUCCUGGAUUUGGUCGAAAGACUGCUUUGAAGCUUUUGAAAAAGCAUGGUUCAUUGGAAAAUUUACUUAAUGCAGCAGCAGUAAGAACUGUGGGCAAACAGUAUGCACAAGAUGCCCUCACAAAGCAUGCUGAUUAUCUGCUAAGAAACUAUGAGGUUCUGGCACUAAGGAGGGAUGUUGAUGUUCAUCUUCAAGAGGAAUGGUUGGUCGACAGAGAUAGAUCCAAGGAUAGUAUGACUUUAUCUAAUUUCAAACUGCUAGAAGGAAAGAAAAUGCCCUAUUAUCGAAAUAGAUCUCCUUCUUUGAAUGGUUAAGUUGCCAAAGUCCUUUGCAGAGGAGGAAGCUUCCGUCUGACAAUUGCAAUUUUACAUUUUACUAGAAGAGCGUAAAAUGGUGAGUAAUGCUAAAGGGAAUGUGUCCUUUAGCCGCAAAUCUGAUUUCUGUUAGUUAUAUAAUGUCUCCAGGGUGAUGAACAACAAGCUGAGAAAUGAAGAAUGUAUCUAUGUACUUGAUUGCUACCAUUUUCAAAGAGCUAUAGCCACGUAAUUUUUAGGAGAAGAAAUCGGUUGUUUGGUUACCGUGUCUGAGGUUCAGACUUCCAGUGUAUUUCGAGUUGGCUGUAAGGUACAACUUCCUCCAUUUUCUGCACCUGAGCUUUUUCUUUCUAGGGAAUGAAGGAUUCGAGAUUCUGGGCUUAUAGUGAAGAAGUAUAUAAAGCACCAUUCUUGUUUUCCAUAGUUAAUGACAAGCAGAUUAGAGCUGGGGGGGAUCUGAUUUUUCUGUGUAUGCUUUCCCAAGAUGCAGAACUGUGCAGCAACAUAGACAUUAAAUAGUAGCAAAAGGAUUAGUAAAUUUAAUUUGCUGAAGUGAAUUGUAACUUUAAGACUAUGAAGUAGUACUUACAAGAUGUAA
Messenger RNA from Mercurialis annua (annual mercury), 1760 nucleotides. RefSeq lists its product as uncharacterized. NCBI's taxonomy places the organism in Eukaryota, Viridiplantae, Streptophyta, Magnoliopsida, Malpighiales, Euphorbiaceae. Bases 59 to 1162 code for a protein of 367 amino acids. The transcript is spliced from 7 exons. Gene Ontology annotation, biological process: DNA replication, Okazaki fragment processing. Gene Ontology annotation, molecular function: DNA binding; 5'-flap endonuclease activity. The record is from RefSeq and is a predicted model, not a curated record.